GAGGCGCCGGCGGUGUGCGAGGCGGAGCUCGGGGGAGCCCGGCUGGCUGCUGCAGGCGGAGGGCGGGCAGGGAGAGAGCCGCCCUCCUGAUCUCCUCCCGCGGCCGGCGAGCAGCCCGCAGAGGGACGCGGGCUCCCGGCGCUCCGCAUAAAAAAUGGCAUUUCAGAAGGCAGUGAAAGGAACUGCUCUCAUUGGAGGAGGUGCCAUAGCAACAGUUUUUGGCCUCUCUCAAUUUUCUCAGCAUAGAAACAAACACGGCGCCCUGGUGCAGGUGCAGGCUGCGGAGGCCGUCCCGGGCAGGAAGGAGCAUCUCCCCACGCGGGAGCAGCAGCUGGCGGCCCUGCAGAGCGGCGCAGAGUUCGACGUGCUGGUCAUCGGCGGGGGAGCCACGGGCUGCGGCUGCGCCCUGGACGCAGCCACCAGAGGACUGAAAACAGCCCUUCUAGAAAGAGAUGAUUUCUCAUCGGGGACCAGCAGCAGGAGCACUAAAUUGAUCCAUGGUGGGGUGAGGUACCUCCAGAAGGCCAUCAUGAGGUUGGAUUUCGAGCAGUACAGGAUGGUGAAGGAGGCCCUGGAGGAGCGUGCACACCUGCUGCAGAGCGCGCCCCACCUCUCAGGUGCACUGCCCAUCAUGCUGCCCAUCUACAAGUGGUGGCAGCUGCCCUACUACUGGAUUGGGAUCAAGCUGUAUGACCUGGUGGCAGGCAGGCAGUGCCUGAAGAGCAGCUACGUCCUGACCAAGAGCCGGGCCCUGGAGCUGUUCCCCAUGCUGCGCCGGGACAAGCUGGUGGGAGCCAUUGUCUACUACGAUGGACAGCACAACGACGCGCGCAUGAACCUGGCCAUCGCCCUGACCGCCGCCCGCUACGGCGCUGCCACCGCCAAUUACACCGAGGUGCGGCACCUGCUCAAGUGCUCGGACACGGGCCGCGUCUGCGGCGUGCGCUGCAGGGACGUGCUCACCGGGAAGGAGUUCGAUGUCAGAGCCAAGUGUGUUAUCAAUGCCACGGGACCUUUCACAGACUCAGUCCGCAAAAUGGAUGAUCAGGAGGUGCCCAACAUCUGUCAGCCCAGUGCAGGCGUGCAUAUCGUGAUGCCUGGUUAUUACAGCCCUGACAACAUGGGGCUGCUGGACCCGGACACCAGCGAUGGCAGAGUGAUCUUCUUCCUGCCCUGGGAGAAGAUGACGAUUGCAGGGACCACAGACAGCCCCACGGAUGUCACUGCCCACCCCAUCCCCACCGAGGAGGACAUCAACUUCAUCCUGUGCGAAGUGCGCAACUACCUGGGCCCCGACGUGGAAGUGAGAAGAGGAGAUGUGCUGGCAGCCUGGAGCGGCAUCCGGCCCCUGGUGACCAACCCCGACUCCAAGGACACCCAGUCCCUGUCCCGGAACCACGUCGUGACCAUCAGUGACAGCGGCCUCAUCACCAUUGCAGGUGGGAAGUGGACGACCUACCGUGCCAUGGCCCGGGACACCAUCGACGCGGCUGUGCGCGAGCACAACCUGGAGGCAGGCUCCUGCAGAACCAUGGGGCUGCAGCUCGAGGGGGCCCAGGACUGGAGCCCCACGCUCUACAUCAGACUGGUGCAGGACUAUGGACUGGAGAGUGAGGUGGCUCAGCACCUGGCUUCCACCUACGGGGACAAGGCUUUUGAGGUGGCCAAAAUAGCCCAGGUGACAGGGAAGAGGUGGCCUAUUGUUGGGAAACGUCUGGUAUCUGAAUUUCCUUACAUUGAAGCAGAGGUGGUGUACGGGGUGAAGGAGUACGCGUGCACGGCCGUGGACAUCAUCUCGCGCCGCACGCGCCUGGCCUUCCUCAACGUGCAGGCUGCCGACGAGGCCCUGCCCCGCAUCGUGGACAUCAUGGCCAAGGAGCUCAACUGGAGCGAGCAGAAGAAGAAGGAGGAGCUUGAAACGGCUAAAACAUUCCUGUACUAUGAAAUGGGCUACAAAGUGAAAACAGAUCAAUUAACAGACAGCUCUGAGAUCAGCCUGGUGCCUGCAGACAUUGAGAGGUACAAGAAGCGGUUCCGCAUGUUUGACAAGGACAAGAAGGGCUUCAUCACCAUCCUGGACGUGCAGCGUGUGCUGCAGAGCAUCAGCGUGCAGAUGGACGAGAACACCCUCCACGAGAUCCUCAAUGAGGUGGAUCUCAACAAAAACGGGCAGGUGGAGCUCAACGAGUUCCUGCAGCUGAUGAGUGCCAUCCAGAAGGGCCGAGUGUCGGGCAGCAGGCUGGCCGUGCUGAUGAAGAGUGCCGAGGAGAACCUGCGGCGCCAGGCCAUCCCCGUGGACCGCAGCGGAGGCGGGCUCUGAGCUCUGAGCUCUGGGCGGGGCUCCUGGCCCCGGGGCAGCUCUCCCAAGUGACUCUGGUGCGUUUGUCCUCCUCAUUCAUGCUCUCCUUGCUGCCCCGGGACGUGCCUGGCUGGGCUGUGCCGGCAGGAGCUCGGCCGUGCAGGCUGCAGGGCUUGGGGGCACACUCAGCACGUCCCUGGCCAUUCACCUUUGUGCCGUGCUCAGAGUGGAUCCUGCCCCAGCCAUUCACGUUUGCAGCAUCCUCACCUUCAGAGCACGCCGUGCUCAGAGUGAAUCCUGCCCCAGCCAUUAACGUUUGCAGCGUCCUCACCUUCAGAGCACGCCGUGCUCAGAGUGGAUCCUGCCCCAGCCAUUAACGUUUGCAGCACCUUCACCUUCAGAGCACCCCGUGCUCAGGGUGAAUCCUGCCCCAGCCAUUAACAUUUGCACCCCAGGUGAAUCCUGGGUGAACCCAGGCAGGUGAGUCCUGCCCUUAAACGCUCUGAGUUCUGCAAACACAAAAUCUCUGAGCUGCUUCUGCCUCUUCACCAAGGAGCAAGAGAGGGGAAGCUGUGUUCUGAGGGCAGACACCAUUCCAAAGGAGCAAACCCAGCACUCCUGGGGGUGCUGGAGACCUGUCCUGAGCCUGCUGUGGGUGGUGGGUUUGCCCUGUUGUUCCAGUGGCCACUCAGAAAUUGCAGCUGGAAAACAGGACACCUGGAUUAAUCACCCGAGGUAAUAAUGUAGCUGAGAGCUGGGCACAGCUUCCCUUCUCCACUGUUAACACAAAUAAACUGCCUCUAAUAAAUGGCAUUGUCUGCAGCUGGUGCUUUGUGCAGUGAAAUAAAGGCAAAAGGUGUUUUAUUCUAAAAAGAGCUUCAAGUUUGGGGCAAACCCUGAUGCUCUGUAGGAUGGGGCAGGUUUUGGUAGCACAACAUUCUUAAAUGUUAAUUUUAAAAUGCUCAAAUGCGGUGAAAAAAACAAAGUGUGUGUUUUGCAUCCUACUAACUUUUCUAGAAAAAAAAAAGGCUGUUUUUCAGCAGGCUAAAUGAAAAACCAAAGCUUGGAGCCCUCACUGGAGCUGUUUCCAGCACUGCUGUACCUGCCUGUUGUCCUCCUGCUGCUGGGCUGGGCUGAGAUCAGCUGGGACAUUGCUGCUGAUGUAGAACAAGGCAGGGAAAGCUUUGCUGCUGGAUUUGGCAUCUGCUGUAUUCCCUGAGUAGAGCAAUUUCCACCUCAAACCAAGCUUCACUUCCCAGGGGUCAGAAUUUCUGCUGGAGUAAAAUUUGGUGUAUUUAACUGGUAUCACCAUGUCCACUGAUGGAAAAUAGCAUCCAUCAGGGAUGCCCAGCAGGGCAGGAGUGAACAGCAAGGAUUCCUUGGAUAUUUUAACAGGGAAAGUGGCUUCAGACACAAAUGGAGGUGCUGGGGACUGGUGGGAUGUAGCACAGUGAGUGCAGAUGCUGUCUCUGGCUGCAGAAGCAGAGCCCUUAAAAAAAAUAAAUAAAACAUUUGGGUGUUGGAAAACAGUAGAUACAAAAAAAGGGGUAAGACUGACCUAAAAUGAGUUCGUAAAAUGGUUCAGAUGGUUUUUGCAUGUUCAGUUUGUUUUUUGAUGCAGAUGUUGUUUGGGUUCUGGCUUUGUGCUUCGAGCAGGGGCUGAGGAAGGGGGAGUUGGCACGUCUGGCACCACAAGGACCUUUCACUGAACAAAGGGGUUUGUUCCUGUGGCCCUGUAGGCUUUUCCUUUUGAGCUGUGUUCCAGAAUAUUCAGGUGAAGGAUAGGAUGUGUGUGUCCCAAACGCACAGUGGCAGAUCUCACAUGUCCUGCAGGAUGGAGGGAAUUGAAUGUACCACACACAGGCAUUCUGGCUCAGUGGGCAAGGGAAGGGGUUCAGGAUUCUGCUCUUAACAAAAGUGUAAGGGGAAAUAAAGUAAAAGUCAUGAGAUCUUUUCCAGGCCACGGGAAGAAAAAACUAUUUCCAAUGUUGAACAGGUUUUUUGUAAAGAAAAAAUAUUUUCACUAUAGAACAGCUUUUGUACAGUUUAAAGAGAAAUUCUCCACUCCUCUCUAACUGGCAUUGUUAAAAUAAUAGCCUGAACUUCCCUGGAAAGCAGGAUUUCUGUGUUGCACCCAAAGUAUGCUCUUUGCUCUCCUGUUUUGCUGUCUUGCACCUGGACUGUGGCUGUGGGUUCCCCUGGCUGUGUGUGUCCCUGGACAUGGAUUGCCCUGCCAUGGGGCACUCGUGUCCCCUCCUGCUGCCCUGCACGGGCCUGCAGAGGCAGGGAUAGCUGCCCGUGUCCCCAGCAGUCCCUGCCAGCUCUCAGUGUUCGUGUCCCCUCGUUGUGCCUGCAGGAAUUGGCUUUGCUCUCUGGGCCCUGUGACGUGCAUGCACUGUGGAACAGUUGAGAGGUGUCACUGCCUUGCCGUGCUGGGAAAGCAGCAAUGGGGCUGUGUGUGUGAAGGGAGGAUUCCUGGGGUUUCUGUGGGUAUUUUGUAUUGUAAAUAACCUGUGGGGAGGGGGAUCCCUGCAGUGUUUGGGUGUAUAAAUACGUGUACAGACACACUGCAGGUUUCCACGUGGCACUAAGGUUUGUUGUCAGGUUCCUGUUGCAGCCUGGGCUGUUCAAUGCUGUGUUUGAAGCUGGGUUGUCAUUUUUAUAACUGUCUUGGUGUUUUCCUGCCAUUAUUUAUUACCUUUGAUAUCUGGAAUGAGCCGCAUGCGUUUAUUGAGCAAUAAGAGGAUGUAUUUAAUGUGCCUUGUUUUUAACUGAGUAAGGACUGAAAGCAUGAAUCAAUAAAAGUGGCUAAAAAACUUC
Molecule: messenger RNA, 5119 nt
Organism: Melospiza georgiana
Lineage: Eukaryota; Metazoa; Chordata; Aves; Passeriformes; Passerellidae
Gene: GPD2
Product: glycerol-3-phosphate dehydrogenase 2
Exons: 17
Coding region: 155-2320 (721 amino acids)
Biological process (GO): glycerol-3-phosphate metabolic process
Cellular component (GO): glycerol-3-phosphate dehydrogenase (FAD) complex; mitochondrion
Molecular function (GO): glycerol-3-phosphate dehydrogenase (quinone) activity; calcium ion binding
Source: RefSeq, a predicted model, not a curated record